AAUUAGGCUGAAUUUUGUUCUUUUUUGGUGUUUUAUUGUGGAAAUUUGAGAUAUGAUUAAUUUCUGAUGUGUCGAUUUCUUUAUUUGGAUGAUUUGUUUUGAAUUUCAUAUGUUUUAUAUUGAAUGAUGACUUUAAUUUAUUUGGGGUUUCUUUUUGUGGAAAUCAUGAGAUCCAAGUGCCGAAGGUGAUGAUUUCUUGCUUUUGAUAAUUUUGCGGCUUUCUUUUUGCUUUUUUAUGCCGGGAACUGAAAGGCUUGAAUAAGCCAUCAUCUGAACCGUGAAAAAAGUGGGCCCCACCUUGAAUAUGUCUUUUCUUGAAAAUCAAGACGAUCCACUUUUGAGAUGGGUAGCACCCGUAUGUUGAAUCACAUUGUCAGCAGUCCAUUGAUUCUGAUGUUAUGGCGUACUCUGUUUUCUGCACCAAGUGAUUUUCAUUGUGGGGUCCAUGGCUAGGAUGCCGUACACAAGUGACAAAUUGGUGAGAAUGGUGCUGCAUGCUAAGUUAGCAUGCAGCCAGCUGUAGGCUAUCUGUUGUCUUUUAUGUCCUCAUGUUUUUAAUUUGGUGGAGUUUGGAGAUGAUUAUAGUAUGUUUCAUUGUUGAUCUUGAAUGGCCACAUUCAUUAGGAUGGUGAAUGCUGCUUUGGCUGAAGUUAUGAAUUAAUUAGAGUGCACCUAUCAAUGGUAAAGUAAGAUUCACAAUUCAUUGAUUCCUGAAUUUGAUGAAAUUUCUACUUGGAUUUUUUCAGUCAUAAGCCACAAUCUUUAUUAAGAGAAGGAGAAUGAUUUACAUAAGGGGGACAAGAAUCCCCAAAUACAUAAAAGUUCUAUUGGUUCACCACAGCUGGAUGCUUUAUGCAUGAUGCCUCAGUUAUUGCAAUUUAUAUUUUGCUUUAGAUUUUAUAGUUCACUGUUUCCUACAGGGAAAAAAAAAAGAGCCAGCGAAGAACAUUAGAAUCUUUCUUGAAAGUCAUAAUCUACCAUUGCUGGGAGGUGAAGUUGAAUUGAGAUCAACGAGUGGGAUAUGGAAGAAAAUGAUCUGUUGUUUAUAGAUGAUUGACUUUGGUUGCUGGUGAUGAUUAUGAUGGUACGGUUGCAUUGAUGAUGCAAUGGUGGAUUUAGAGAUAAUGUGCGUUGGUGGAAUACUGUGAUCAUGCGUUGGUGGAGGAGAAGAUGGGGUGGCUGCCUGAGUGUUUACUGGUGUUUUGGAUCUCAGAGACAUGGGAAGCGCAUUGGUCAUGCUGUUCUUGUUCCCGAACCGUCAUUGUCAGGACCUGACGCACCUGCAAGUGAAAAUCCGUCCCACCCACCAGCGCUAGUACUACCCUUCAUCGCACCCCCCUCCUCUCCUGUGUCUUUCCUCCAAUCAGAACCCCCUUCUGCUACCCAAUCACCGGCUGGAUUAAUUUCCUUCACCUCAUUUUCCGCCAACUCCUACUCCCCUGGCGGGCCCAAUUCCAUCUUCGCCAUUGGGCCCUAUGCCCAUGAGACCCAGUUAGUCUCGCCUCCUGUCUUCUCGACCUUCACCACUGAGCCGUCGACUGCACCCCUAACCCCACCUCCAGAACCUGUGCACCUGACGACGCCGUCAUCGCCCGAGGUGCCAUUCGCUAAGCUGCUGAGCUCCUCCCUAGAUCACAACCACAAAUCCGUCGAGACGUGCCGGCCAUUCACAUCUUCGCACUAUGAGUUCCAGUCGUACCAGCUGUAUCCAGGGAGCCCGGUGGGCCACCUCAUAUCACCCAGUUCGGUGAUUUCUGGGUCUGGCACAUCAUCUCCCUUCCCUGAUCUGGAGUUCCCUCCAGGUGGAUGCUCCUUCCCUUCAUUCCACCCGACUGAGCCGCCCAAGCUCUUGAGCAUUGAUGAGCUGUCUGCACGAAAGCUGGUGGCAAGGAAAGAUCAGGGUCCCGCUGUAACAGAUACUCCUGGUCCCACCUCACAAGACGGCUUGCAUCUGGAGAGUCAGAUCUCAGCCAUCGCAUCCCUAGCAAACUCCGAUAAUGAAUCACAGAAUGAUGAGCUUCUCAGUCACAGGGUGUCGUUUGAAUUAGCUGCAGAAGAGAUGGCCAGCUGUGCAGGGAAGGAAGCGGCUAUCUUAGACCGAGCUGCAUUGGAAUCACAAUCAGACCCGACUGCCACUGUAACCAAAGAAGAACAUCUUUCAAGCGAAGAACUAAAGAAUGCUCGUGAGGUCCACUGCCCUGCUGAAACCUCCAACAGAUCCCUGGAGAAGGCAUCCGAAGAUGGGGAGCAGCUGCAGCAGGACCGGGCGCAGCAGCCACAGCCAUCCCUUGCUGCUGCAGUCUCCAGGGAGUUUAAAUUCGACAAUGCAGAUGGAGCAUCCACCGGCCCCACUGUUAGCUCUGACUGGUGGGCCAACGAGAGGGUUGUCGGUGCAGAGGCCAUUGGACCUCGUAACAACUGGGCCUUCUUCCCCAUCAUACAGCCAGGUGUCAGCUGAUAGGUGAUGACGGUGGGGUUGCACCAAAUAUGCCCGUGGGCCACGUGGUCAGCCAGAAAAUCAUUUGUGCCGAAGUAGAUUCGGUGGGAGGGAUCUCUUGGAUAUGUGGUUGAACGGACGGAUAGAUGCCAACACUUGAGAAAAGGUGCGUCAUUUUUCACAUUUUGAGUCAGAUCCCCGCCGGAAAAGAAAGAUAAAAAUGGGGGAUGGUUUCUCUAGGUAUGUAAUAUGUAGUCUGUAGUAAAUAGCUUCUUCCUCUUUGGAUUUCUGACUUUUGAUAGGAAUAACAACACUUGUAGUUAAUUUCUUC
Messenger RNA from Magnolia sinica, 2768 nucleotides. Its product is annotated as pollen-specific leucine-rich repeat extensin-like protein 2. The record is from RefSeq and is a predicted model, not a curated record. Lineage: Eukaryota; Viridiplantae; Streptophyta; Magnoliopsida; Magnoliales; Magnoliaceae. The transcript is spliced from 2 exons. Bases 1151 to 2458 code for a protein of 435 amino acids.